This is a messenger RNA of Arctia plantaginis, 912 nucleotides long. Lineage: Eukaryota; Metazoa; Arthropoda; Insecta; Lepidoptera; Erebidae. The record is from the annotation of a GenBank genome assembly.
AUGGAAGAAGCAAUAUUGUCGGAAAAUGCCACCAAAGACAAUGUAAUGCACCCUACGACUCUACAAGAGGCAAUAAACAUUAUUAAAUUCCUAAACACGACACAUAAACAAGAAGUAGUGAGACUCAAGGAAGCAUAUACGAAACAGGCUGAGGUUAUAAAGAAAUUGGAAUCAAAUAGAAAAAAAGAAUUGGAAUUCCUAUCGGGUGAAUUGCGGAAAUACGAAGUGAAUUUAGCUUUGAGAACAGAAGCGGUAGCUGAACAACUCGCACAAAAAGAUCUGGUUAUACAAAAGCAAGCCGAAAAAAUCGAUGAGUUGAAUAAAGAAUUACAAAUAAAAGUUUAUAAUGUUAAAAUACCUGAAAUAAGUAUAAGUGUCGAUUCGAAUUCUGACUCAGGCAUCGCUUUAGAAAAUGAGGAUAUUAAAACUCCAGAAACUAAGCCGGAACCAAAAGCUGUACGCAAAUGCAGCCGUAGAUUUGGUGAUACAAUUAGUUUUCUACGUAGAGUUGACUUUUCUCCUAUAAAAUAUAAGCCAGGCAAUCGAGAAGGCACUAAAAAGAAAGAUGAGAAGAAAGACAAACUCCAGGUGCCCGCACCUCAUAAAAGAAUAUUUCAGCGACAGAUGAGUAAUGACAAAUCUCCGAGCGAUGACGAACGAACCGUACCGGAUGAUGCUGCUUUUUCAGACGGUGGGGUAGAACCUUUAGUGAUCAGACCAAAUAAAAAUAACGAUAGUAUGAAUAAUUACUUUUCUGAUGAUGGCAGUGAAGACACUAGUGAAGAGAUCUUCGAUCGGGUGAUGGCCAGGAGUAGUAUAAGAAGAUCGGUGAAAGCAAAUCCAAAAUACAAGAAAAUAAAUAGAACCAAAUCAAAACUUCUAGAACAAGUUAAAGUGAAUAUAGUAGACUGA